ACACAGAUCAACAAAACAGACUUUUAUUUCUUCUUUUUAGUUGCUCAUCAAUGGCAAUUACUUUCAUAUCAAUAGCUCUAUUCAUAGUCACCCAAUUAUGCUUCGUUUCUUGCGUGCUAAGUCAACAAAACGAAACCAAAUUUCUCUACCACGGAUUUUUCGAAGCCAAUCUACUCAAGUAUGGAUCCUCCAAGAUCCUCCCUAGUGGCAUCUUGGAGCUAACAAACAGCUCACGAAGACAAAUGGGUCAAGCCUUCUAUGGCUUCCCCAUAGCCUUCAAAAACAGUACUAACUCAUCAAACUCGUUUUCUUUCUCCACAAGUUUCGUUUUCUCAAUCGACGCACCAGGUCAUGGCCUAACCUUCCUCAUCUCGCCGUCCAUGGAUUUCACGCAAGCCAUGCCGAGCCAGUAUCUCGGUCUCUUCAACACUACAAACAAUGGAAACUCCACUAACCGAAUUCUCGCGGUAGAAUUUGACACAGUAAAGUCCAACGAGUUUCUUGACAUCGACGAUAACCAUGUAGGCAUCGAUGUGAACGGUUUGGUCUCCGUUGAAUCUGCACCAGCUGCAUUUUUUUCCAACAAGCAAAGCAAGAAUAUAAGCUUGAAGUUAUCGAGCAAAGACCCAAUUCGGGCUUGGAUCGAAUACAAUGGAGUAGAAAGGCUUCUCAAUGUCACAUUGGCUACCCUUGACACUUCUAAGCCUAACUUUCCUCUUUUGUCAAGACAGAUGAAUCUUUCUGAGAUUUUCAUGGAGAAAAUGUAUGUAGGAUUCUCGGCAUCCACAGGAAACAUUACGAGUAAUCAUGAUGUUCUUGGAUGGAGCUUUAGCAGAGAAGGAAAACCACAAGACUUUGAUCUUAAACUACUUCCUUCGCUUUCAACCCCGUCGCCAUCUGACUUUGAUGACCUUGAUCCCAUUCCAGAUCCUCCUUCAGAUUCAGCAACCGUAAAGCCUAAUCACACCAAGACGAUGAUCAUAAUCUGCACACUUGCAAUAAUGAUCUUUAUGAUAUGA
This is a messenger RNA of Arabidopsis thaliana (thale cress), 1019 nucleotides long. RefSeq names its product Concanavalin A-like lectin family protein. Gene Ontology annotation, molecular function: carbohydrate binding; protein serine/threonine kinase activity. The transcript has a single exon. NCBI's taxonomy places the organism in Eukaryota, Viridiplantae, Streptophyta, Magnoliopsida, Brassicales, Brassicaceae. The record is from RefSeq and is marked reviewed. The coding region runs from base 51 to 1019 and encodes 322 amino acids.